Ascochyta rabiei is the source of this 408-nucleotide messenger RNA. RefSeq lists its product as uncharacterized. NCBI's taxonomy places the organism in Eukaryota, Fungi, Ascomycota, Dothideomycetes, Pleosporales, Didymellaceae. The record is from RefSeq and is a predicted model, not a curated record. The coding region runs from base 1 to 408 and encodes 135 amino acids. The transcript has a single exon.
AUGCACAUCUGGAGUUUCUGCAUUUCAAGGUGUCCUAGGCAUUCGUGUCGGCUUUCCAAUGAAUAUCCACGGGCGGAACAGGUUAUGGGUGGUUGGCGAAAAUUUCACCCUGGGUUCCAGUCAUGCUUUUACGGCGCGUUUGUCUGCAUCUGGGUCUGGCUGAAGAGGAUAUACCUUUCGAGUGGGUUACACGGGGUGUUUAUCUGUUGGGGUCAACGGUUGUCCCCGGUUCUUUCGCUUUCUGGGUCGGUGGGGAGUUUUUGCGGGUUUCUUGCUUUUCAUGCUUCCGUCACUGGUCUUGCGAUCUGGCAGGAUCCGGUGGGAGGCAUCUGCGACAGGGAGUGGUGGACUUGUUCCAGCUCUUGUAAUCUUGGGACGUCAUGUAUAGGUUGGCACAUCUGGCCAUAA